AUGGCGGACACCCGGGAGGAAUCGGAACCCCUUCUGAACCGGGCCCGCGGCGGCAGCGGCCGCGACUGCCCAAGGGGCGUGCCCACUUGCCCCAACGUCCAAGAGGGCCCUGGUGCCAUGGCCAGGCGGGAUCUGUGCUUGGACCAGGCUGUGGUCCUCAUCGAAGACGCCAUCCAGUACCGCUCCAUCAACCACCGCAUGGACGCCCGGUCGCUGUGGCUCCACAGGCACUACUAUUCCAGCACCAGCCAGUGGAUUCUGAGCUUCACCAUUUUCUUGAUCCUGGCUUUGGCCUUCGUGGAGACCCCUUCCUCGCUCACGCGCACCUCGGACGUGCGCUACCGCCCAGACCCCUGGGAGGCGCCCUGCGGCCUGACCGAGGGCAUCGAGGCGCUCUGCCUGCUGGUCUUCGUGGCCGACGUCUCCGCGAAGAGCUACCUGAUCGGGUGGGCCCAGUUCCGGAGGAACCCCUGGCUGCUGGCUUACCUUGUGGUGCUGGUCGUGUCUCUCCUGGACUGGGUCGUGUCGCUGAGUCUCGUCUGCCAGGAGCCCCUGCGGGUGCGCCGUCUGCUGCGCCCCUUCUUCCUGAUGCAGAAUUCCUCCAUGAUGAAGAAGACGCUCAAGUGCAUCAGGCGCUCACUGCCGGAGAUGGCCAGCGUCGGGCUGCUGCUGGCCGUCCACCUGUGUCUCUUCACUGUGUUUGGAAUGCUGCUCUUCACCGGCGAGAAGGACGCUGGGCAGGACCGGGAGCGGCUGACCUACUUCUUCAACCUGCCUGAGGCGCUGACCACCCUCCUGGUGCUGCUGACCACCGCCAACAAUCCUGAUGUGAUGAUUCCUGUGUAUUCCAGGAACCGAGCCUACGCCAUCUUCUUCAUAGCCUACACCCUGAUCGGGAGCUUGUUUCUGAUGAACCUGAUGACGGCCAUCAUCUACAACCAGUUCCGGGGCUACCUGAUGAUGUCUCUCCAGACCUCACUGUUGCGGAGACGGCUGGGGACCCGGGCUGCCUACAAUGUCCUCUCGUCCGUGACAGCAGAGGGAGAAGCUCACCCCGAGCGACUUGGGGUGAGGCCUGAGGAUUUCCUGAAAGUGCUCCAGAAAGUCCAGCUGGACAGUGACCACAAACAGGCCAUCACGGAGAAGCUGCAUUCCCGCAGUGGUGGCCUGUUGUCAACUGACGAGUUUCAGAAACUCUUCGACGAAUUUGAUAAGAGGGUGAUUAAAGAGCACCCGCCGCGGCCGCAGUACCAGUCUCCGUUUCUGCGGAACACCCAGUUCGUCUUUGGCCACCACUACUUUGACUACUUGGGCAACCUCAUAGCCCUCGGAAACCUCGUGACCAUCUGCGUGUUCCUGGUGUUGGAUGCGCACGUGCUGCCCAAGGACCGCGACGACUUCGUGCUGGGGAUUCUCAACUGCAUCUUCAUCCUGUACUACCUGCUGGAGAUGCUGCUGAAGGUGUUUUCUCUGGGCCUGCGGGGAUACCUGUCCUACCCCAGCAACGUGUUCGACGGGCUCCUCACCAUCGUCCUGCUGGUUUUGGAGAUCUCCACUCUGGCUGUGUACGGCUUCCCACACCGGGGCUGGAAGCCGGCGAUGCUGGGCCUGCUGUCGCUGUGGGACAUGACGCGGCUGGUGAACGUGCUCAUCGUCUUCCGCUUCCUGCGCAUCAUCCCCAGCAUGAAGCUGAUGUCCCUGGUGGCCAGCACCAUCCUGGACCUGAUCAAGAACAUGCGGGCCUUCGGCGGGAUCCUGGUGGUCAUCUACUACGUCUUCGCCAUCAUCGGCAUCAGCCUGUUCCGGGGUGUCGUCGUGGCUCCUAGAAACAGCAGCCUGGCCUCUGACAACGGUUCCGCGCCCUGCGGGAGCUUCGAGCAGCUAGAGUACUGGCCCAACAACUUUGACGACUUUGCAGCUGCCCUGGUCACUCUGUGGGACGUGAUGAUUGUGAACAACUGGCAGGUGUUCCUGGAUGCCUUCCGGCGCUACGCGGGCCCGUGGUCAGAGGUCUACUUUGUGCUGUGGUGGCUGGUGUCGUCCGUCAUUUGGGUCAACCUGUUUCUGGCUCUGAUUUUGGAGAACUUCCUUCACAAGUGGGACCGCCGCAGCCACCUGCAGUCCCUCACGGAGGAGUGGGAGGACACCUCUGAGAUGACCGAGGAGCUCCCUUUCAGGGACGUCCUGGAGGAGCCCACGGAGGAGGAGCUGGUGGAGAAACUGAGCCGCCACCCGCACCUGCAGCUGUGCAGGUGA
This is a messenger RNA of Rangifer tarandus platyrhynchus (Svalbard reindeer), 2256 nucleotides long. NCBI's taxonomy places the organism in Eukaryota, Metazoa, Chordata, Mammalia, Artiodactyla, Cervidae. The record is from the annotation of a GenBank genome assembly.